CCGGCGAUCGGACACAGCGGCAGACAGAUAUAGGAAGGGAAGGAAUCAAGAGCUCGGAGCCAGCGGAUCUUCGCUCAAUAGUCAGACCGAGCAUCCGCGACAGCGGCAGCAGCAGCGGCAGCAGCCAUGGGGGGGGGACGACACUUCCACUUCCCCAAGCACGUGUGGUCGCCCGCCGGGGGUUGGUGGGUCAACCCGCCGCACUGGAAGCGCAACACGGGAUUCGCGUUCGUCGGCAUCGGCUUGGCCUUCAUCGCGAUCGCCAGGAUUUCCUCGGACCGAGAGCGCCGGCCGAUUGCUCCGGCGUUCCACAUCCCUUCACAGAGGUGGUGCAAGCACGCGAAGGAGGACGACCCGUCUCUGCCGUAGAUAAUCACACUAUGUAGCUCUGGGAUUGAUCGGAACAAUACUUGGGGGUAGGAGGAUCUGGGUGGCCUGUCUGGUUGCCCAGUUUGUUGCAUGACCGUACUUUCGGUAGAACUUCUUAUCACCUAUCUAUUUAGUUACAUGAGAAGUUCGCUCGUGAGUGGCUGUAGGAAAACAUGACCUCAAAAGAAGAGAGGCCUUGUACGCCCGUUUGGUGCAUUCUGUUUACGAGUCGCUUGCCGGUGCCAGGGGAGGGUGUGUGGUCGGCGGACAGGCCUACUAGCGAGAAUAGGGGCAAGGUUUUGGGGGUGAAUCCUCCUAAGGAUGUUCAGGCCAGUUGUCACCUUUGCUCCUUGCCUAUAAAGGGAAUGCCUAUAAAGGGAAUGCGGAAUGUUUAACAGCCGUGCCGGAGGCUGGCUUCUUUGACUGCGGAUGAUGGAGAUGGCUCAUACGCACUUGCCGCAUGCAACAGCAGUCGUUAGAAGAAGAGUCAUGAGAAGUUUAAGUUUAGACUGCAGUCCUUGCGCCUGACCGAUUGUCAGCGGAGAGGUGCGUGCGCUGCGGCGGUUUCUGUGCAGAGCACUUGUUGGCUGCGGCGUUGGGAGUUGGAAAAAAUAAGUUGCGUACUGUACGUCGCAGAACGAGUUCAACACUUCGGCACUGGCUGGCUCCU
Messenger RNA from Ectocarpus siliculosus, 1039 nucleotides. The record is from the annotation of a GenBank genome assembly. Lineage: Eukaryota; Phaeophyceae; Ectocarpales; Ectocarpaceae.